This is a messenger RNA of Acipenser ruthenus (sterlet), 4811 nucleotides long. RefSeq lists its product as uncharacterized. The transcript is spliced from 17 exons. Gene Ontology annotation, cellular component: chromosome, centromeric region. The record is from RefSeq and is a predicted model, not a curated record. The coding region runs from base 4024 to 4653 and encodes 209 amino acids. NCBI's taxonomy places the organism in Eukaryota, Metazoa, Chordata, Actinopteri, Acipenseriformes, Acipenseridae.
CCAGAUUGGCCGAGAGAUGAAGCUUGGGUAGGGCUUAGGUUUUGAACAACGCACGUCUGGGAACUUGGAGAGAGAAUACACAUGAAAUGGUUGGCGUUUAAAAUGUCAUGUUGUUCAUUUUAGAUGUGUAUUAUAAAGAAAGAGUCGUUAUAAAUGAGCGAGCAGCACGGGGCUGUCGUGUCAGAAACACCCUCGUGGGUUCCAGUAACAAUUUCAGUAGUGUUUCGUAAACAGACGAAGCUGGUGUAAAUAAUACGGCGGUCCAGUUCUGGCAAGUAUCGAACAGGCUUGCGAUGUUUGCUCCAGCGACUGCUGGCGGACCUUCCACCAUGGACGUCCUCAGAGAGAGAAUGCUUGAAAAGAAACAGGGCUCCUUAAAAGCAGCCAAACUGAACACAUCACUUGCACUGAAGAUCAAAACCAAGAUCCUAAAUAACUCCUCCAUCGUUCACACUUCUAUGAAAAUUAACAACAAAGCAUUGGCAUUGGCUCUGAGUGCCCAAAAGGAGAAAUGCAAACUUUUAGAGCAGGAAAUGAUUAAACUUCAAAAGGAAGCGGUGAUGCUGUAUGUUCAGAAUGCCUCGUAUAGUCACAGACAGAAUCACUUGCUUUCACUACUUAAAGAACUGCAGCAGAGCACACAUGAGAGAUUAGAUGCUGCUGUCCAGAUGUGUUCAGUUGAAGAUUGCCCAAGUCCAACUGGCUCCAAGAGAAGCAGCAAACCACCUCUCCCAAACAAUGCAGGGACCAGUUUCCAGAAUGUUGGUAACAAAGCUACUUGUGCAGCCCAGAAGUCCCCUGUCGUGUCAUUGGAGAAACCUGUGCUGCAGCCACAGCCAGGGAGACCUGUGCAAGAGAAAUGCUUCCUGCAAUCACCACUGGAGGAGAACGCUGUUAACAGGCAGCCUGAACCUGGGCAUUUCCUAGAAGAUAUGCAUCAUAUCGACCAAGAAGAUGCAGGAAUCUUUGCUUCCCCGUCACCUGUAGUGAAAGAGCCCUCCAAUCCCACAGCUUCGCCUGACCGAGUCAUAAAAAAAGGGAGGAGAUCAUGCCUGGUUACUGCGGAGCUUUUUGAAAUUUAUUCAGAAGGGUGUCCUGAGACUGAUGACUCUACAGUUGUUAAAACUCGCAAAAAUCUAUCUGGAGUGGGCAGUCCAGGUGUUUCUCUUGCUGAAUCCAAUGGCUCUAAAGAGAGUCUUGAAUUACAGGUUCCUAAACAAGAAACCACAGUCUUUGAUCCUGAAAUGGAACUGACUGUCAAUGAGGAGACUGAAAUUGUAACUGUUGAAUCAAACUCCUGCAGGAAAAAUGUUGAGGAGAACAGAGCAGCAAAGCCGCGGAGUAAAAAAGGUGAUCCUGAAGCUCUGAGAAACAUAAAGAAAAGGGAUCCUAGCGAAGCUAUUCCACUUGUAAAUUCGACUCGCCCGGUCUCUAAAAAACAGAGACGAAUCAAACCUUUAGAUACAGACAAGGCAAUCUCAGAUGCUGUUGGUAGUGACUUGCAAACAGCAAGUUCAGCCUCUGCAUCUGAGGUGAGUGUAGCAGCCAAUAAGCAGCUGCACCAAGGGGAAGAGCGUUGCAGAAUAACAGAUGCCUCUCUGAACACUGAAUGUAAAGACCGCAGAAACGCUUAUAAAGUCUCCGUUUUUCAGAAUGCUGAAUAUAAAGAUUGCAGAAAAGCUGGCAUAAUCUCAUCGGAAGCUUUGAAAUAUACAAAUCAAUGUGAACAAAGCAGAGCACAACUUGGGCAAGUGGAAGAACCACUGGAUCAACCAAAAGAUUUGUUGAAAGAAAAUACACUUGCUGAUUUUCAAACUGUAGAAACAAAACCACAGGACUUUUUAAAUGUUGAGACUAAAGAGAGCAGAAGAACGUACCUAGUCUCGGGCCCUCCAAGUGGAACUGAUUGGAACACUGCAGGUAAAGAUAACAGAAGAACAUUUGUAAUCUCAGAUUUUCAGAAAGCUAAACCCACAGCUAGCGGACUAUCACACGUAGAGCCUGGGCAAGAAGAGAAUUUACAGAACCUUGCUCUCAAAGAUAAACCUGUAGAAAAUGCACAUAGUAGCAAUUUGAAAUUGUGUGAUGGAGCUUUUGUUAUGUCAGACAGAUAUGUUACUAAAAGAACCAAAAGGGAAAACUCCAUAAUCACCCCCCCUUUACAUAAGGCAGAUGGUGAUUCUGCAGUAGAGGUCUGUGAAACAGAAGUUUGUGAAAGCAAUAGCACAGCGAAGGUCAGUAAACACAAAGAUAACAGCAGCAGAAAGAGAAGGAAUGUGGUUGAUGAAAUCUGUGCAGAAAUAGGCAAAAAUUCUAACAAUACUGUAACGCACAUCCAACCUGAGAGUGGUCUAAAUGAGCCUGUUGUGCAAUGCUCUGCAAAAAGAAGCCGUAUUCCUCAGAAAUCAUGCUCUAACGCGACACAAGUAGAGUUAAAUGCUAACCCAAACAGGAAAACGUAUGUAGUUCAUCCUGCAAACAAGUUGAAAAGUUCUAAAAGCAGCCCUGAGAAUCAAACAAAGAAAGUGAAAUCUAAAAGCCGCUGUGCAAAAAUUGCAUUCAAAGAAGCUGUUGUUCCAAAUCCCUGUUUUGUAUUCACUCAUAAUGAAAGUGAGUGUGUAAAAGAUAGCAAAACUACACAGGAAAAUCAUUUGGAAGACAGCGGUACUCCUCUGAAAAGAGAGUCCUCUUCACUGGAGACUACAAACUCUGACCGUGCCGGAGGUGUGAUUUUAAAGCCACCUUGUGUUCAGAAGGCAUCAGCAGGUGGAAGAGGUGGUGUCAGAGUUUGUAGUGUGCAGGACACAUGUGCUUCAGAACAAACUCCAAUGACUGUCGCCUCACCCGGGGCUGCAGCACAGAGAGCUGAAGAACGCUCUGCUGUCCUGGAAAGCCUUCAGAAGUUGGUUCAAGAGGACAGUUCUCUUGGUGGAUUCCAGUGUCAUGGACCUGAAACUCAGGAGUGUGGCCUAUUUCAGAAUCUUCAUUCUCUGGUGAAUACUGUUAAAGAAAGUGAGAAGAUUGCACAUACUGUGAAGAGAAGUCGAGACAAAACCCCUGAUGGAAGAAUACUGCAGACUAUAACCAACACCAGUUCGAGUACUUGUGAAGAAGCUGGUAUAGCCAAGAAACGCAGGCGAGCUGCAGCUGUUGCUAACUACAAGGAGCCACGACUUAAUAGCAAGUUAAGGCGUGAAGAUCAAGAGAAACUGCAGCCCUCUGUGUACAAGGUGUACAAAUAACAAAAUGAGAUCCAAAUGAAACUGGAAUCGGAUGUACCAAUGUAAUCCCUUUUCAUGUUUUUUAAAUGAUAUUUUCUAUUCGAUGAAAUACAAUGUUGUGUGUAACUACGUUGGUUUUGCUGAUGUUGAAAGGAACCAUGCCUGUAUGCAGAGUGUACUGCAUGCUGGUCCAUGCUGAGUUUUACUGAAAAUACAUAUAUUUUAUAAUUCAUACUGUAUUUAUUAGAUUAAAAUAAAUUAAUGAGCAUGCCUCAGAAUGGCGGUACCCCAAAAUCUUAUCCCUUUGCUGGAAACAACCAACGCCUUGUUUAGUAAAUAUUUUGGUAUCGCUUAUUUGCCCUGUUUUUUGCCAUGAUGCAGAAAUAAGGCCUUUUGAAAGUAUCUGUUUUAAAAUGUCUUGUAAUUUUAUAAUGUAUGUUUGUGAUGAAACUUCUGUAACAUGAAGCUGCGAUGUGCUUUUUGUUUGUUUUUCCUUGUUAAAAAUCAAUAAAUAAAGUAUGUAUUGCUGCUAAUUAAUAUUUCAUUGCUGCCUGUUUAUUUGAGAAAUUGGAGUCUGUCAUGCUUCCCUAGAUAAGCCAAAGGGUUUCUUAGCAACAGAGCACUACUUUGGUCUCAAGGAAAGCCUCCCGAGUGUUUUCUGUAAAUACAUCUAUACCAAGCUCGAGUCUGUAACAGCAGCACGAUAUCCAGGUGCAGAACAGAUCAGACCUCUUGUCUUUUCCCAAACUGCAAGCAGGUUUUUUCUGUGGAGCUAAGGUAGAGAACCUUCAUCUUGGUAAUUAUGGAAAAAAGGCGCUUGAGGAAAGAGAUUGAACAUUUAUUGGUGGAAUACAUUGGUGUCAGACUCCGAGAAAACAGAUUUGAUCCGAAGGGUAAAAAGGAUUCAACUUUACUUGAUGACUUGGCACAUUAUGACUUGGCCAUCAAUGUUGCUUUACUUUGGUUGAACAAAGCUGAAAAAAAAGAUUUUACUGACAAUGAAAUACGAGUGAGCAGCUCCAGGGAGUGCAAACACCCCAAUAGGAUGGAGCGAGAGGCGAUGAUACUCUCCUCCUUUGCGGGGAUUCUCAUGAAUACCUUGCCUGUGGAAGAGGUCAUUUCCCUCUACAAGUGUAAACCCUCAACAGCACACUCUGGGCAGCACGCUAAGAGCCAAAUAGUGCACCCUUUCACCCUUUCCUGCCACCCAUUUGCAAUGCUCACGGCCAUCAAGGCUGUAGAACAUGCCAGGAAGCACAGUAUGAAGCUGAAUUCCUGGAAAUCAGCAAAAAACAAGUGUGAAAGUACGGCAGAUAAUACAGCUGCACAGGCAGCAGCUCCGCCCACUAAUGCUGAAGAAUGCACUCUGGAAGAUUACCCUGAAGAUUACUUGGGCUGCUUUGAUUUGUGUGAUGAUGAACUUUGUAAAUAGUUUGGCUUGCGUUACUGUUACACUAAACAUUAUAUUACAUGUUAGUAGUUGGUUGUUGUUUGUUUUUAAGCUUGUUACUCAGAACUAUUUAUCCAACUUGUUGCAAUUUAGGAAAGACAUUUGGAUGUGAGAUCAAAUAAAUGGUUUGUGACUGAUGA